Messenger RNA from Cynara cardunculus var. scolymus (artichoke), 5697 nucleotides. Its product is annotated as callose synthase 5-like. Gene Ontology annotation, molecular function: 1,3-beta-D-glucan synthase activity. Gene Ontology annotation, cellular component: plasma membrane; 1,3-beta-D-glucan synthase complex. Gene Ontology annotation, biological process: (1->3)-beta-D-glucan biosynthetic process. Lineage: Eukaryota; Viridiplantae; Streptophyta; Magnoliopsida; Asterales; Asteraceae. The transcript has 42 exons. The record is from RefSeq and is a predicted model, not a curated record. Bases 16 to 5697 code for a protein of 1893 amino acids.
ACAACCACCUUCUCCAUGGAGGUUUUCGAUAACGAGGUGGUCCCCUCGUCCCUCCAACAAAUUUCUCCAAUCCUUCGUGUUGCAACCGAGAUUCAACAUGACCGGCCCCGGGUUGCUUAUCUUUGUCGGUUUUAUGCAUUUGAGAAAGCCAAUAGGUUAGAUCGAAACUCUAGCGGUCGUGGUGUUCGACAAUUUAAAACUUCGCUACUACAACGUUUAGAGAGAGAUGAUGCCCCAAGUGUUGCUGCUCGUGUCAAAAAGACGGAUGCAAGGGAAAUUGAGAGCUUCUACAAACAAUAUUAUGAAAAAUAUGUCAAGGCACUCGAUCAAGGAGAAAAAGCAGAUAGAGCCCAACUUGGAAAAGCUUACCAGGUGGCUGGGGUGCUUUUUGAAGUUCUCUGCGCUGUUAACAAAUCUGAAAAGGCUGAAGAAGUUCCUGCUGAUAUCAUAGCAUCAGCUAGAGAUGUUGAGGCAAAGCAGGUUAUCUAUGCACCCUACAACAUUCUACCCCUUGAUUCUGCUGGGGAAUCACAAUGCAUCAUGCAGUUUGAAGAGAUUAAGGCACCAGUGUCUGCUCUCAGGAACACACGUGGCUUAAAUUGGCCAACCUCUGUUGAUCAGAACCAACAGAAAUCAGGAGAAUUGGAUCUUCUUGAUUGGCUAAAGGCAAUGUUUGGGUUUCAGAAAGACAAUGUCAGGAAUCAGAGGGAACAUUUGAUCUUGCAACUUGCCCAUCCUCAAGCAAGGCUGAUGCCUAAGCCUGAGCCGAGUAACAAGCUUGAUGAUCGAGCUAUUGAUGUGGUUAUGAACAAGCUAUUCAAAAACUAUAAGAACUGGUGCAAGUUCUUGAGAAGAAAACACAGUUUAAGGCUUCCUCAAGGACGCGAGGAGAUGCAGCAGAGGAAGCUGCUCUACAUGGGACUUUAUCUUCUUAUCUGGGGAGAGGCUGCUAAUGUACGCUUUAUACCAGAGUGUCUGUGCUACAUCUUUCACAACAUGGCAUGUGAACUCCAUAGCUUGUUGGCCGGAAAUGUCAGCAUUGUGACUGGAGAAAAUGUCAAGCCUUCUUAUGGCGGGGAUGAUGAAGCCUUCCUUUGCAAAGUCAUAACUCCAAUUUAUCGAGUCAUAGACAAGGAAACCAAGAGAAGCAAAAACGGGAAGGCCCCCCACUCUGCUUGGUGCAAUUACGAUGAUCUUAAUGAAUAUUUCUGGUCACCAGAUUGUUUUGCUUUGGGUUGGCCGAUGCGUGAUGAUGGCGAUUUUUUUAAAUCGACACGUGACAUGGCACAAGGAAAACAACCAUCUCAAAAGGCUGGUAGCCUUGGGAAAUUAUAUUUUGUUGAGACACGAUCAUUUUGGAAUACAUUCCGAAGUUUUGACCGUUUGUGGACAUUCUUCAUACUAGCUCUUCAGAUUAUGAUUAUCAUUGCAUGGAGUGAUGUUUCAAUAUCGGGUGUUUUUGAGAAGCAGAUGUUAUAUAAUCUAUCCAGUAUUUUCAUUACAGCAGCAUUUCUCCGCUUAUUCCAAAGUAUAUUGGACAUUGUUCUGAACUUCCCUGGAUAUCAUAGAUGGAAGUUCACAGCUGUCUUGAGGAACAUUUUGAAGAUUAUUACUAGUCUUGCAUGGUCCAUCGUUCUUCCACUAUGUUAUAUACACCACAAUGACAACAUCUCAAUUCCCUUUAGGGAAGUCAGAGAUAUUCUUGCUUUUCUUAACCGAUUUGAUGGCAUUCCUUCUCUAUAUCUCUUGGUUGUGGCGUUGUAUUUGCUUCCAAAUGUACUAGCAGCAGCACUAUUCAUUUUCCCUAUGCUUCGACGUUGGAUUGAAAAUUCUGACUGGCUUAUUGCAAGAUUUCUUCUAUGGUGGUCACAGCCCAGAAUCUAUGUCGGGAGAGGAAUGCAUGAAAGUCAAUUUUCUCUUUUAAAGUAUACUCUCUUUUGGGUGGUUCUUCUAAUUGCGAAGUUUUCUUUUAGCUUUUUUGUUCAGAUUAAACCUUUAGUUGAGCCAACAAGAAAUAUUAUGAAAAUCAAACGUGUACAAUAUGCUUGGCACGAAUUCUUCCCACAAGCUGAAAACAACUAUGGAGCGAUUGCUGCACUCUGGCUACCCGUUAUUUUGGUUUACUUUAUGGACACUCAAAUUUGGUAUGCUAUAUUUUCAACUUUGUGCGGUGGUGUUAUUGGGGCCUUUGAUCGUUUGGGAGAGAUACGAACACUGACCAUGCUAAGGUCCCGCUUCCAGUCUAUACCCGGUGCAUUCAGUGCGUAUUUGUUGCCAACUGAUAGGGUUAAAAGAAAGGGAUUUUCUCUGUCUAAACGAUUCGCAGAGGUUACACCAAACAAAAGAACUGAAGCAGCAAAAUUUGCUCAGUUGUGGAACGAACUUGUAUGUAGUUUCCGUGAAGAAGAUUUUAUAAGUGACAGGGAGAUGGACCUGAUGUUAGUUCCUUAUUCUUCAGAUCCCAGCCUUAACCUAAUUCAGUGGCCACCAUUUUUGCUUGCUAGCAAGGUUCCAGUUGCUCUUGACAUGGCAGUUCAAUUUCGAUCCAAGGAUGCUGAUCUCUGGAAGCGUAUAUGUGCUGAUGAAUAUAUGAAGUGUGCUGUUACUGAAUGCUACGAGUCCUUCAAACUUGUCCUGAAUGCUUUAGUUGUUGGACAUAUUGAGAAAAGGAUAAUUGGUAUUAUAAUUAAAGACGUUGAAAGCAACAUCUCAAAGAAUACCUUUCUAACAAAUUUCAGAAUGGGCUCUCUACCUACUCUUCGCAACCAAUUUGUAAAACUGGUGGAAAGUCUGAAAGAGGCUGAUGAAUCUAAGCACAAUACUGUGGUUUUGUUGCUUCAAGACAUGUUAGAAGUAGUUACCCGUGACAUGAUGGUCAAUGAAAUCCGUGAAUUGGUAGAACUAGGACAUGGUAGCAAGGAUUCUGGAACGCAGCUUUUCGAAAAAGCUACAGACUCAAAACCUGCUAUUGCAUUUCCUCCUCCAGUUACUGCCCAGUGGCAAGAACAGAUAAAACGCCUCUAUCUUCUUCUCACGGUAAAUGAAUCCGCAAUGGAUGUGCCUAAAAACCUUGAAGCACGGCGGAGGAUCACAUUUUUCACAAAUUCCUUGUUCAUGGAUAUGCCACGUGCACCUCGAGUGCGUAAAAUGCUAUCAUUCAGUGUCAUGACCCCCUACUAUAGCGAAGAGACGGUCUAUUCGAAGAGUGACCUUGACAUGGAAAACGAAGAUGGUAUAUCAAUCAAAUUCUACCUGCGAAAGAUCUUCCCAGAUGAAUGGGAGAACUUCAUGGAACGCAUCAACUGCAAAGAAGACUCAGACAUUUUUGAAAGCGAUGAAAACAUAUUACAGCUCCGUCAUUGGGUUUCCUUAAGAGGACAGACACUGUGCAGAACAGUUAGAGGGAUGAUGUACUACAGAAGGGCAUUGAAGCUUCAGGCGUUUCUUGACAUGGCUACUGAAAAAGAAAUAUUGGAAGGCUAUAAAGCUGUCACCAUUCCAUCAGAGGAUGAGAAGAGAAGCCAGAGAUCCUUGUAUGCUCAACUAGAGGCUGUUGCUGACAUGAAAUUUACUUAUGUAGCCACAUGCCAAAAUUAUGGAAACCAGAAGCGUAGUGGUGACCGUCGUGCAACAGACAUUUUGAAUUUGAUGGUUAACAAUCCAUCUCUUCGUGUGGCAUAUAUUGAUGAAGUUGAAGAAAGAGAAGGUGGAAAAUCGCAGAAGGUCUAUUAUUCUGUGUUGGUUAAAGCUGCAGAUAAUCUUGAUCAGGAAAUUUACAGGAUAAAAUUACCUGGCUCAGCAAAAAUUGGAGAAGGUAAGCCUGAGAAUCAAAACCACGCCAUAGUAUUUACCAGAGGGGAAGCUCUUCAGACUAUUGACAUGAACCAGGACAACUAUUUGGAAGAAGCUUUCAAAAUGCGUAAUCUGCUUGAAGAAUUUAACGAGGAUCAUGGAGUGAGACCCCCAACAAUUUUGGGUGUCCGUGAACAUAUCUUUACAGGAAGUGUUUCUUCUUUGGCUUGGUUCAUGUCAAAUCAAGAAACGAGCUUUGUCACCAUCGGUCAACGUGUUCUUGCAAGGCCUCUCAAGGUUCGCUUCCACUAUGGGCAUCCUGAUGUUUUCGAUAGGAUUUUCCACAUAACGCGAGGUGGCAUCAGCAAAGCUUCAAAAGGCAUUAACCUGAGCGAAGACAUCUUUGCAGGGUUCAACUCGACGUUGAGACGUGGUAAUAUAACUCACCAUGAAUACAUACAAGUUGGGAAGGGAAGAGAUGUUGGCCUCAACCAAAUCUCACUUUUCGAAGCUAAAGUUGCAUGUGGUAAUGGGGAGCAGACUCUAAGUCGGGAUAUCUACAGAUUAGGCCACCGCUUUGAUUUUUUCCGAAUGUUAUCAUGUUACUAUACGACUACUGGCUUCUAUUUCAGCUCUAUGCUGGUGGUCCUUACAGUGUAUGCAUACUUGUAUGGAAGACUAUAUCUCUCUUUGAGUGGAUUAGAGAGUGCAAUCAUGAAAUCAGCAAGGAUAAGGGGAGAUGCUGCUCUGAAAGCGGUCAUGGCUUCUCAGUCCUUAGUUCAAAUGGGUCUUUUGAUGGCAUUGCCGAUGGUGAUGGAGAUUGGACUAGAGAGAGGAUUCAGAACCGCAAUGGGUGACAUGAUCAUUAUGCAGCUCCAACUAGCAGCUGUCUUCUUUACAUUCUCCCUUGGGACAAAGCUUCACUAUUUUGGGCGCACGAUUUUGCAUGGUGGGGCCAAGUACCGAGCCACUGGACGUGGGUUCGUGGUGAGACAUGAGAAGUUUGCGGAAAACUACAGAAUGUACUCGAGGAGCCAUUUUACGAAAGCAAUGGAGUUGUUCAUUUUGCUUGUGAUUUAUCAGGCAUAUGGGUCUGCAGCAGCGAGUGGCUCGGAUUUCUUCAUGUUAACCUUAUCGAUGUGGUUUCUAGUGGUUUCUUGGUUGUUUGCUCCUUUCCUUUUCAAUCCUUCGGGAUUUGAGUGGCAGAAGAUAGUGGAGGACUGGGAAGAUUGGUCAACGUGGAUCAGUAAACGUGGUGGCAUUGGUGUUCCCGCUAACAAGAGCUGGGAGUCAUGGUGGGAGGAGGAACAAGAACACCUCCAGUACACGGGUCUCAUUGGACGGCUAAUGGAAGUACUUCUCUCUCUCAGAUUCUUCAUCUACCAAUAUGGAAUUGUUUAUCAGCUUAAAGUGAGCCAAAGCGAUAAAAGCAUCAUGAUCUAUGGUCUAUCUUGGCUUGUAAUUCUUGCGGUUAUAGUCAUCUUGAAGAUCAUAUCGAUGGGUAGGAAGAAGUUCAGUGCUGAUUUCCAGCUGAUGUUCCGACUGCUAAAGUUUUUCCUGUUUGUUGGAUUGGUGGGGACACUUGUCGUUCUCUUCCAAUUCCUGGGACUUACCGUUGGAGACAUUUUCGCAAGCUUACUCGCAUUCAUGCCAACUGGAUGGGCAAUCUUGCAGAUAGGACAAGCAUGCAGGCCAGUGGUGAAGGGGUUGGGAAUGUGGGGGUCGGUGAAAGCGUUGGGGAGAGGGUACGAAUAUAUGAUGGGGGUCAUGAUCUUCGCUCCAGUAGCCAUACUUGCAUGGUUCCCGAUGGUGUCUGAUUUCCAAACUAGGCUUCUUUUCAACCAAGCGUUCAGCCGAGGGCUGCAGAUCCAACGAAUUCUAGCCGGCGGCAAGAAAAACAAGUAG